GAGGAGGGCGGGGAGUUGGCGGCUCCCGCUCAGCUGGGCUCUGCGCACCCACGCUUCACUGCUCCGCUCUCUGCCCCCCACCCGGGCAUGUGCCCCUCGCGGCCCUGGCCCCCCAGAGCCCACGCCGACCCCCGGAGCCUCCCCAGAGCCGCCUACGCAGAAUGGGCGUCCCCAACCCCACGCCGCUGAGUUCGCCGCUGUUGCUGCUGCUGCUGCUGCUGCUGCUAAUGCUUGGAGUCAGGUGCUACGCCCGCCAGGUGCAUGUCCCCAAGGGGCCUCUUUACCGUGUGGCCGGCACCUCUGUCUCUAUCUCCUGCAACGUGAGUGCCUAUGAGGGCCCUUCCCAACAAGACUUUGAGUGGUUCAUGUACAGACCGGAGGCCCCAGCUACUUCCCUGGGCAUCAUCAGCACCAAGGAUAGCCAGUUCUCCUAUGCCGUGUUUGGGCCUCGAGUGGCUUCUGGCGACCUGCAGGUGCAGCGCCUGAAGGGAGAUUCCGUAGUGCUCAAGAUCGCUCGUCUGCAGGCCCAGGACUCUGGCUUUUAUGAGUGCUACACCCCCUCUACGGAUACUCAGUACCUGGGCAACUACAGUGCCAAAGUGGAGCUGAGAGUUCUUCCAGAUGAGCUGCAGGUAUCUGCUGCCCCUCCAGGGCCCCGAGGCCGCCAGGCUGCAACCUCCCCCUCACGCCUGACAGUUCACGAGGGGCAGGAGCUGGCGCUGGGCUGCUUGGCUCAGACUAAAACCAAGAAGCACACACACCUGUCGGUGUCCUUCGGGAGAGCCGUUCCCGAGGCGCCGGUGGGGCGGGCCACUCUACAGGAAGUGGUGGGACUGCGCUCCGACAUGGCUGUGGAGGCUGGAGCCCCCUAUGCCGAGAGGCUGGCCGCUGGGGAGCUACGGCUGAGCAAAGAAGGGACCGAUCGCUACCGCAUGGUGGUUGGGGGUGCCCAGGCUGCCGACUCGGGCACCUACCACUGCACUGCCGCUGAAUGGAUCCAGGAUCCUGAUGGCUCCUGGGUCCAGAUCGCAGAGAAGAGGGCAGUCCUGGCCCAUGUGGAUGUGCAGACACUGUCUAGCCAGCUGGCGGUGACUGUGGGACCUGGUGAACACCGGAUUGGCCCAGGGGAACCCUUGGAACUGCUGUGCAAUGUGUCCGGGGCGCUGCCCCCACCAGGCCGCCAUGCGGCGUACUCAGUGGGCUGGGAGAUGGCUCCUGCAGGGGCUCCUGGGCCUGGCCGCCUGGUGGCCCAGCUGGACACAGAAGGUGUCGGCAGCCUGGGCCCUGGCUAUGAGGGCCGGCACAUUGCCAUGGAGAAAGUGGCAUCCAGAACCUACCGGCUCCGACUGGAGGCUGCCAGGCCCGGGGAUGCAGGCACCUACCGCUGCCUCGCCAAAGCCUAUGUUCGGGGGUCCGGGACCCGGCUUCGUGAAGCAGCCAGUGCCCGUUCCCGGCCGCUCCCUGUGCAUGUGAGGGAAGAAGGUGUGGUGCUGGAAGCCGUGGCAUGGCUCGCGGGGGGCACCGUGUACCGGGGAGAGACUGCCUCCCUGUUAUGCAACAUCUCUGUGCGUGGCGGUCCCCCGGGGCUGCGACUAGCCGCCAGCUGGUGGGUGGAGAGACCAGAGGAGGGCGAGUUAAGCUCUGGGCCUGCUCAGCUUGUGGGUGGAGUCGGUCAGGAUGGUGUGGCAGAGCUGGGAGUCCGGCCUGGAGGGGGUCCCGUCAGCGUGGAGCUGGUGGGACCCAGAAGUCAUCGGCUAAGACUGCACAGUCUGGGGCCUGACGAUGAAGGCAUAUACCACUGCGCCCCAAGCGCCUGGGUGCAGCAUGCUGAUUAUAGCUGGUACCAGGCGGGCAGUGCGCGCUCCGGGCCUGUCACAGUCUACCCCUACACGCAUGCUCUGGACACCCUGUUCGUGCCCCUGUUGGCGGGUACAGGAGUCGCCCUAGUCACUGGCGCCAGUGUCCUCGCUACAAUCACCUGCUGCUUUAUGAAGAGGCUGCGGAAGCGGUGAUCUGUGGCACCCCAGGUGAGGGAAAGGGACCCCCAAACCCCGUCUUCCUCAGGCUUCCCGUGAGCUCCCCCUGGACGAGAAACAGCCAGCUCAGUCCUGCAGGAUCGUGUAGCAGGGUGAGGGCGGAAAGGGAGCCUGUUCCUCAGCCUGCUCCACAUGCUCUCUCCAGUUCCUGCAGGUGUCAACUGUCUUCCAGCCAGCGACAGCCCUCCUCCCGUUGCCUGGAUACCCUCUCCCUCCUCCAUCCAGCCCCUCCUUUAAUUUAUUUGACCUGUCCCUACCUAGAGUGAGAGACAUGCCCCCCACCCCACAUCUUUCCUCAAGGUCUUCCUUCUGGUUCUCUGUUCUUGGUCUCACACUCGUGCUGUAGGAAGGCCAGUUCCUGUCCUCAGACUAGAUUUUUUUGUUUUUUGUUUUCUAAAAUGUGAAUAAACUGGUUUUAUAAAAUCCA
Peromyscus californicus insignis is the source of this 2463-nucleotide messenger RNA. RefSeq names its product immunoglobulin superfamily member 8 (gene Igsf8). The record is from RefSeq and is a predicted model, not a curated record. The coding region runs from base 162 to 2012 and encodes 616 amino acids. NCBI's taxonomy places the organism in Eukaryota, Metazoa, Chordata, Mammalia, Rodentia, Cricetidae. The transcript is spliced from 6 exons.